AUGUCGCGUCGGCCGCACCCCCGGCCGCGCCUACUGACGCGUCCCUGUCGCCAGGCUGCACCAGAACCCACGCCAGCGCCAGAGCCAACCCCUCAGCAGCCUCCCGACCAGCAAUCUGACGACGAGCGCGAACCUGGCGACUGGCGGCCUUCCCGCCCCGCAACACCACCGCAGCGCACCGACGACAUCUCUGAAGGCUCCGAAGCCACUGCUAGACCCACUAGAGCAGAACCAGCAAGUCGAUACGCCAACCUCAACUACUGGAAAGCUAGAAGAGUUACCUUCUACAGAAAUGGGGACCCAUUUCACCCCGGUGUUGAGUUCCGGUUCAAGCCGGGCAGAGAUCUGGCGUCAAUGGAUGCCCUUCUCGACAGGCUCUCAGAAAGACUGGAACUGCCACGAGGAGCGAGGUUCAUCUUCGGUAUGGACGGUGACAGAAAGUACAGGCUUGAGGAGUUGGAGGACGGAGCCUCGUACGUUGUAUCAUCUUAUAAAACGUUUAAGGGCCUCUGCGCAGUUGACUUCGGCCCUUCGUACGCCUCCCAAAUGAUCGAGACCCUGUGGUCUCGGUAUCCACAAGCUACGAAGGUGUGGCGUCCAAGCAGGUACCGGUGGCUGUCAGCUGCUGACAGCUCGAUGCUGGACAGCGAAGAGGACUCGCCCUUCGUCGUCGUAUCGCUGCCGGUGUACUCUACUGAGCCAUUUGCGGCGAGCUACGGCAAAAAGAACGGCAUGUGGUACGGAGGCACCACGACGGGUACCAGUGCUUGGUCCCGAGCUGGUACUCGUAAGCAGUCGGUCGCGGAAUCCGAUGCUCCUCCUCCAGGAGGUGGCAAGCCAGCCAGUGGCCGCGUCAUCAGGAUCAUCAAUAAUAUGGACCAUUCUAUACAGUGUCGUGUAUUAUUGAAUUUACGCACAACACAGCCUUUUGAAGAAGUUUUAGAAGAUUUAGGUCAAGUUCUGAAGAUGAGCGGAGCUAAGAGAAUGUACACAAGCACCGGGCAAGAGGUGAGGAGUUUCUCUCAGCUGCGGAACGAGUUCGCUGAUGUGGAGACGUUUUACUUGGGCUCCUUAAUUGUGGCCCCCGCCUUGAGCCCUGGUAUCAGUGCUCCGCUACCCAUUGAGUCACCUAUCAGAAGAUCUCGAUCACGAGGGAACGUUGCGGCUGCGCCGAUGGCUGCCGAAGACAUGCGCGGGAGACGAGCGAGGAGCAAAAGUCGACCGCGUGUACUGUAUGCACCUGAAGGAGAAAUCGUUCGUAAUUCAGAUUACACUUUGCUGGAAGUGUUAAAAGAGGAGCCGAUCAGAGUCACAAUCAGAGGUCUUCGGCGCACAUUCUACCCUCCGAUACACCACGCACCCAUCGACAACUCCCCACCGGAUAAGAAAUUACAAUUAGAUUGGGUUUACGGCUAUCGUGGAUCGGAUUCCCGUCGCAACCUGUGGGUGUUACCGACUGGCGAACUGCUUUAUUACGUGGCUGCGGUCGCCAUAAUGUAUGACAGAGACGAAGAGUCCCAGCGACACUACAUUGGACACACGGAAGACAUACAAUGCAUGGAACUGCACCCGUCGCGAGAGUUGGUGGCCAGUGGGCAGCGCGCAGGUCGCGGCAGGAGAGCGCAGGCGCACGUUCGCAUCUGGAGCACCGACACCUUACAGACAUUACACGUUUUCGGUAUGGCCGAGUUCGAAGCUGGGGUCUCUGCUGUCGCAUUUUCGCAACUUAACGGAGGCAGCUACGUGCUAGCGGUGGACGCUGGUCGCGAAAGCAUCCUCUCUGUAUGGCAGUGGCAGUGGGGGCAUUUACUAGGAAAAGUUGCGUGUCUGCGACCUUGUGACCCCAAGGUUGGACACCACAUUAAGAUGUGGCGACAUGUGCACCCCGAUAGCGGCAUGCAGACUUUGCAAGAAGAACUAACUGGUGCCGCGUUCCAUCCACUUGACGAUAACUUGCUGAUCACUCACGGAAAAGGACAUCUAGCCUUCUGGAAUCGUAGAAAAGAUGGAUUCUUUGAACGCACUGAUAUCAUCAAACCGCCAUCGCGUACUCAUGUGACCGCGUUGCAGUUUGAACAAGACGGUGAUGUUGUAACAGCUGACAGUGAUGGCUUUAUCACAAUAUACAGCGUCGAUAGCGAUGGAGCUUACUUUGUACGCAUGGAAUUUGAGGCGCACAUUAAAGGCAUUAGUUCAUUGGUAAUGCUUUCGGAAGGUACUUUAAUAUCCGGAGGAGAAAAGGAUAGAAAAAUAGCUGCAUGGGAUUCUCUUCAAAAUUAUAAGAGAAUAACAGAAACGAAGUUGCCUGAAUCUGUAGGAGGGGUACGUAGUAUUUACCCACAGAGACCUGGCAGAAACGAUGGUAACAUUUAUGUUGGCACCACACGCAACAAUAUUAUGGAAGGAUCUUUGCAAAGAAGAUUUAAUCAGGUGGUAUUUGGACAUCACAAACAGUUGAUGGGUCUAGCUGUUCACCCUGAUGAUGAAAUGUUUGCUACUGCGGGCCAUGACAAAAAUAUUGCCCUUUGGAAGGGUCAUAAACUUGUAUUUGCUACACAGGUUGGAUAUGAGUGCGUAUCUCUGGCGUGGCAUCCAAGUGGUGGAGCUCUAGCGGCAGGUAGCACUGAAGGUCAUCUCGUAGUUCUUAAUGCAGAUGCUGGGGCCCAUGUCGCGACAUUACGAGUUUGCGGCUCACCACUCAGUUGCUUGGCAUAUAACUCUGCGGGUGACACUUUAGCCAUAGGAUCACAAAACGGUAGCAUUUAUUUGUUCCGUGUAUCUCGAGAUGGGUUUUCUUACAAGAAAUCGAAUAAAAUACGAGGAGCUCAAGCUCUCGUGCAACUUGACUGGAGUUUAGACGGCAAUUACUUGCAGACUGUGACCGCUGAUUACGAUCUGGCCUUUUGGGAUAUUAAGUCUUUGUCGCCAGAAAAGAGUCCAAUCGCCAUGAAGGAUGUCAAAUGGUCUACUUACAACUCUACAGUUGGAUUCCUGGUAUCGGGAAUGUGGAACAAUAGAUUCUACCCCAUGACAACUUUAAUAUCAACGGCAAGUCGAUCUGCUGCUCAUGAUCUCCUUGUAAGCGGUGAUCUGGAUGGAUACGUGCGAUUGUUCAGGUAUCCUUGUGCUAGCCCAAAAGCAGAAUACAAUGAAAUGAAGGUAUACAGCGGUGCGAUAUACAGCGCACGCUUCUUGUUUAAUGAUCGCUGCAUGAUCAGCGCUGGAGGAACUGAUGCUGCCUUAAUGCUGUGGGACCUUGUGGAUGAUUAG
Spodoptera exigua (beet armyworm) is the source of this 3270-nucleotide messenger RNA. The record is from the annotation of a GenBank genome assembly. NCBI's taxonomy places the organism in Eukaryota, Metazoa, Arthropoda, Insecta, Lepidoptera, Noctuidae.